This is a messenger RNA of Stegastes partitus (bicolor damselfish), 1806 nucleotides long. Its product is annotated as C-type lectin domain family 4 member M-like. The record is from RefSeq and is a predicted model, not a curated record. The transcript has 7 exons. Bases 52 to 807 code for a protein of 251 amino acids. Lineage: Eukaryota; Metazoa; Chordata; Actinopteri; Pomacentridae.
CGGCACCAUUUGAAGACAUCACUGGAACCAACAGCCGUGUCACUGUCCACUAUGUAUAACAUGAAGAUGGUUGUCCAUGAAGAAGAACCUGAGAUCUCAAUGUUUCAGAACUUCAGAGCUGCUUCUCGCGGUGAUGCUGCAUCAAAGGGCCGCUCUGGUGAAGACAGUACAGUCGCUGCCGCAACACCUGGAUUUAAACUCUUCAGGCUGGUUGCUGUGAGUUUGGGACUCUUGUGUAUCCUACAAGCUGCUCUCAACAUUUGCCUGCGUCUGACUCUCAUUUCACAGCGUAACUCGUUGAGAGAAGAGAGAGACGAGCUGAAGAAGAUGAACUCCGAUGCUAUGGCCUGGAGCAAAAGUCUUACAGAAGAAAGAGAUGAGCUGGAGAGGAAGCUAAACAACUUCACUCAACAUUGUGAAUGGGUCAAUUUCGACAGUAGUGCUUAUUGCGUUUCUUCUACCAUGAAAAACUGGCAAGAAAGUAGAGAUGACUGCAUUCAAAAAGGUGCAGACCUGGUGAUUAUCAACAGCCAAGAGGAGCAGCAUUUCCUUCUCCAAUUCGAGAGGUUCGUGUGGAUCGGACUGACUGACUCAACAGCAGAAGGGGAGUGGAAAUGGGUGGACGGGACUCCAAUGAACGAGAGUUUGACUACUUUUUGUUUCAGCUACUGGAGCAGCCAAGAGCCUAAUGGUGGCACAAAUGAAAACUGUGGAGAGGUGAAGCGUAUUUUUUCUACAAACAGCUGGAAUGAUGAAGAAUGUUCCAUGAAACACUCCUGGAUAUGUGAAAAGAGAGUUUCUCCAUAAUUCUGCGUGCAGACCCUGCAGAUGAUAUGGAAAACUGAGCAGUGACAUGCAGACCAAAGGAAGCAAUGGUGCCACUUUUCCAUUGUUUCAGCAUAUUUACAUGGCAGAUCUCCACACAAACAACCUGAAUAUGCUCGUGUGGACAACAACAUGCUUUGCAAAUUUGCUGGCUUAGUGUGGAUAUAGACUUAAAGGUCACUGAUAAGCUUCAGGUUAAGUGGCCAAACACACAGAAACAAAGUACAUCAAGGGUCACUGCUUUGCCUGUGUAUUGAAGACUUUAAUAUAUUAUACAUGCUUUGCCUAAUCUCUAAAUAAAUGUCUUCUGUUUCCUCAUUAGUUGUAAAUGUCUCCCUUAAAGAACCCAUUUUGUGAAAGUGACUUUUUUUUAUUGUUUUGCUUUAACAAGUCAAGCACUAUCAGACACAUCAGUGAGGCCAGUGGGAGACAGAAACAUCACAGAGGAGGUAACAGAGAGCAAUUGCUUUGUCAAAAGUUUGUGAAUUCGCUCAGUGAGCUAAAUAUCUUUUAUUAACUUCAGGAUUUCAAUGCCAGAGUCCUGCUGCAGUUUUCACCAUUUCUGAGGUUGAAGUGUUGGACUGAAAUGUUUAGAGAAGUUUCCUCAAAAUCUCUCUGAAGUAUUUUUUAAAAACGGUCAUCCAAACUUGGAUGACUAAUGGGUAAAAAAAUAAAUAAAUAAAUUCCAUUACAGCCUCUGAGGCCUGUAUUAUCUGAUAACCUGCCAUAAAGAUGCAAAUCAUCUCUCGGGUGAUCUUUCAGGAUGAGGUAGCAGGAACCAGCACAGAACCAGUCAUAUGUACACUUUAAUGUAUUUGUGUGACAAGACAUCAUUUAUAUGAUCGUGUUAAUCCUCACUGAAGUUAAUAUAGUUGCCACUGACCAGGGCUCAACUAUAAUAACUUGUUACAAGAAACGUCAAAUGUGUUUGCAAUAUGUAAAAAGAAACCCACUGAUAAUAAAAACAGCUCUUCAGUCUUA